UGUGUCCACUUUAACGAAAUAAAACUGGUAAAAUUACUUAAACCCAGCAAGUCGUAUUUUUACACGAUAACGUAGGAACUGUUGUAAGAAGUAGUUGAACCAGUGGGACCGUAAUUCGUGAAACACCGCCUUCACUGAACGCUUGGGUUCAUUUAACAACCUCCAAAUUAGAAACCACGAUAUAACUGUGAAAACACUAUUCUCUCUUGAAUUUGCUCAUACAUUAUCCAGUUUGAGAAGGUCUGAUGGAUGAGGAGGAUGAUUGUCCAGAGCUGGUACCUAUUGAGGAGAAGAGAAGAGAGACACCUGCAGCUCAGAUCCCUGUCACCAUUAUCACCGGUUAUUUGGGUGCUGGGAAGACAACACUCUUGAAUUACAUCCUGACUGAGCAGCAUAACAAAAGAAUAGCAGUCAUACUGAAUGAGUUUGGUGAAGGCAAUGCUCUGGAGAAGUCCCUGGCAGUGAGUCAGGCAGGAGAGCUGUAUGAAGAGUGGCUGGAACUCAGGAAUGGCUGCCUAUGCUGUUCUGUGAAGGAUAAUGGCCUGAAAGCGAUUGAAAAUCUGAUGGAAAAGAAAGGAAAGUUUGACUACAUUCUUCUUGAGACGACUGGUCUGGCUGAUCCAGGGGCGGUUGCCUCAAUGUUCUGGGUUGAUGCUGAACUAGGAAGUGAUCUUUACCUGGAUGGUAUUAUUACAGUUAUUGAUGCGAAAUUUGGAAUGCAGCAUCUAAUUGAAGAGAAGUCAGAAGGCUUGAUUAAUGAAGCUGUAAGGCAGAUAGCCCUUGCCGAUUUAACGAUUAUCAAUAAAACGGAUCUGGUUAAAGAGGCUGAGCUCAGUCAGCUUCGAGACACAGUCAGGUCUAUUAACGGACUCGUCAGGAUCCUAGAAACACAAAGGUCCAGGGUGGACUUGUCUCAGGUGUUGGAUCUGCAUUCUUUUGAUACCAAAGAUAGUGUGAGGCUGGUGGAGAAACUAAAGCUAAUGAAAACCACACAUGCACAUCUAGACAAGGAUAUAUUAACCGUUACAUUUGAAGUACCGGGAACUGUCUCUGAGGACCAUUUAAAUGAGUUUAUUCAGGACCUUUUAUGGGAAAAGACAUUUAAGAACAAAGCAGGACUGCCCAUGAAUGUCAUUCGCUUAAAGGGCAUCUUGUCACUGCAUGGUAAGCAGAAGAAGGCAAUGCUGCAGGGUGUUCAUGAGCUUUACGAGCUGGAUGAAACACCUGAGGACUGGACAGAUGGCGAACCCAGGAUCAAUAGAUUGGUCUUUAUCGGUCGCCAUCUGGAUGGAGACCUGUUAAAGAAGGAGUUUCUUUCUUUAAUCUCCACUGGAGAGGACUUAUAGAACAGAGGCAUCAUAAAGAAGGAAUGUUCAUGUAGCAAUGGAUUUUGCCAUCCGUAUGUUAUUUAUUACAUAUUAUUAUACAUAGCUGACUGUAGACUGUAGACUGUAGACAGCACUACUAUUCUAAGAUACUUUUAUACAAGCAGACUGUAAUUACUUAUGUUUGCAGUCGUACUGUAUGGUGCCAUGCACCAUAGUUUGCACUCACAUUCUUGGUGCUCGUGAUUGACUAUGAUAUUAAAGUACUAAUGUCAAAAGGAUGCAAAGGAUCUUUUUUUUUUUUUUAUUAGAAAGUUCUUGUGUGCUUGC
Messenger RNA from Clarias gariepinus (North African catfish), 1655 nucleotides. It is a transcript of the gene zng1a, whose product is annotated as COBW domain containing. The record is from RefSeq and is a predicted model, not a curated record. Gene Ontology annotation, cellular component: cytoplasm. The transcript has 16 exons. The coding region runs from base 246 to 1346 and encodes 366 amino acids. Lineage: Eukaryota; Metazoa; Chordata; Actinopteri; Siluriformes; Clariidae.